This is a messenger RNA of Plasmodium gallinaceum, 5448 nucleotides long. Its product is annotated as surface-associated interspersed protein (SURFIN), pseudogene. NCBI's taxonomy places the organism in Eukaryota, Apicomplexa, Aconoidasida, Haemosporida, Plasmodiidae. The record is from RefSeq and is a predicted model, not a curated record.
AUGUUACUGCAGAAUAUAUUAAGAAAACCUAGUUGUGAUAUAAUAAUCAUGAGAAAAAACUCUACCUCAAAAAAUGCAAGAUUAUUAUCGCAAUUCGAAGGAAUUCCCUGCAUGUCAAACGAAAAAAAUGCAACAGAAUCCAGUGCUAAUUUAUCUAAUGAUACAAUUCAUCUCAAUACAGAAAUUCAAACAUUUAUGAAUGAUACUUAUAAUGAAUUUGAAUUUUAUCUUCAAGAUGAUAAAAUUACUAAUUCCAUGGAAAAAUGUCAAAAGGUAUCUACAUACAUAGAUUGGAGAGGGAUGGAUUAUGUUAAUUUGCUAUUAAGUAAAAAACAAAAUUAUAAUAUCUCAUGCCUCGUUGAAGAUUGGAAUAAUAAACAAAAUUCUUUUGAAACACAUAUAAUUAAUGAAACAAGUCCAACAUGUAAUAUUGGAAAGUUUCAUUAUUGUCCUCUUUUAUAUAAAAAUAAUAACUGCACUAGUCCUUAUAAAAAUAGUGAUCUAGCAGUAAGCACAACAUUAACAUACGAUAAACUCAAUGAAAGUACAUAUGAGAUCAAUAAAACUGAAAUUCAAACAUUUAUGAAUGAUACUUAUAAUGAAUUUGAAUUUUAUCUUCAAGAUGAUAAAAUUACUAAUUCCAUGGAAAAAUGUCAAAAGGUAUCUACAUACAUAGAUUGGAGAGGGAUGGAUUAUGUUAAUUUGCUAUUAAGUAAAAAACAAAAUUAUAAUAUCUCAUGCCUCGUUGAAGAUUGGAAUAAUAAACAAAAUUCUUUUGAAACACAUAUAAUUAAUGAAACAAGUCCAACAUGUAAUAUUGGAAAGUUUCAUUAUUGUCCUCUUUUAUAUAAAAAUAAUAACUGCACUAGUCCUUAUAAAAAUAGUGAUCUAGCAGUAAGCACAACAUUAACAUACGAUAAACUCAAUGAAAGUACAUAUGAGAUCAAUAAAACUGAAAUUAUUGAGCAAAGAAGGUCUAAGUUUUACGAUCUUACUUAUGAUAUAUCUAAUUACUAUUUCAAUGCAUAUGAUAAAGAUAGAUCUAAACUUAAUUGUGCAAAGUGGAGUAUGUAUAUAUAUAAGAGAGGGAAGCUAUAUGUUAAUAUGAUGACAUAUGAAAUUAAUUCCGAUGAACCUUAUGUAAGAGAUUCUAUUAAUGUAUGGAAUUCUUUUAGUCAAAGUUUGCAACAAUUUACAUUAGAAGAGACAAAAAAUCGAUGUAAUAUGACAGAAUUAAUUUAUAAAAUUAAAGAGAAAGAAAAAUUAACUAAAUCAUAUGAUUUAUCAUGGGUUACAUUAGAUAACAAUCGUAAUGGAUCUAAUGAAACUUUAGAUGUUAUAACCUCAUUACAACAUAACAUACAAUCUACAAAUGGACCUUUCAAUAUUUCACACGAUGUUGUUACAACAAAUUCAACAAAUAAUAAUACGUUUAGUAGUAUAAAUAAUGAUAAUAUCACUACAAAGACACCUAUAGGGACUACCAUAAAACCAAUAACAGCAGGAGAUCAAAUUACACUAGAAACUACAACCACAGCUUCAGAUGUUACAGCACAAACCAAUUCUUUAAUCUCAGAUACUAAGCCUGAAUAUAAUUUAAAUACAACUAAAUCUUCACCUUCAUAUUCUCCUACAAGUGAUAAUGCAUAUUCUUCAUCAGACAGUACUAUGCCUACAGUUAGUAGUGAGCCUUCCACAGAUAGUACAACCUUUAUCAAAAUUGAUCAUCAACUUUCACCUAAUACAAAUACCACUCAACCUAAUGAAAAUAGUACUAUAUUCCUUUCCGUAAAUAAAUCUGCAUCUAAUAAAAAUAGUUAUACCAGUUCUCCUACAAUUAUAGCUUCAUCAUCUGCAAAUGAUUCUAUAUCUUCAAAUGAUACAACUUCACAUUCUGCCAAAAUCGUUGAACCUUCUAAAAGUUAUGCUACAAUUUCUUUAACUAAUAUUGAAUCUCCUACAGGUGUAUCUUCACCAUCUUCUGAAACUUCACCCUCACCUAAAAUCAUAAACUCUACAACUACCAAUUCAUCUUUUCCAGGUAGCUCUGCAUUCCCCACUUCAUCCACUCAUAAAACUAUCACAUUACCUUCUAAAAAUUAUCAUAAGUCUUCAUCAAAAUCUAACACUACAAAUUCUCUAGUUAGUAUUAAAUCUUCUACAAACAAUACUGGAUCUUCUUUUGCAUCUAACAGUUUAAAUACUACAAUCUCGCCGAAAUCUUUAGCAUCUUCAAUUUUCAACACAUUUCCUAAUAAUGUAACUAAAUCUCCCACAACAAUUAGUAAUAUAUCAUUAUUGGGAACAAACAAUCCCCAACUACAAAACUCGAAAAAUACAACUGUCCCUAUUAUACAAGAUAAGAUAAUUGUACCUUUAGAUAGAACUUAUAAUAGUGCAUUGAAAAAUAAUGUAAGUGUAAAUCCUUCGAGUAUGACUGUUUCAAAUAAUUCUACUACACAAACCUCAACGGAUAACAGUAAUGAAAUUACACCUACAGUUAAUCCUACAGGAAAUGUAUUAAUAACAGUUGUUCCAAUAGGUAUAUUCAUUUUAGGAAUUAUUUUUCUUUUAAUUCUUCUCUGUAGAUACACUCCUAUUGGAUCUUGGAUUCGCAAUCGUAAAUCAAAAAAAAAAAAAACAAGAAAAAAGAUGAAGGAAAUUUCAAAGGAACCUAUACUAAUGUCUUUAAAUGAUAUAGAGAGUGAACCAACAUAUGGUGGAAAAUAUUCGUUAUUGCACCACGAAAAGCAAAUUCCACUAUGUGAGAUUAGUUUUGAACGUGAAAGAAAUUUGAAAUAUAGACAGAUGAAAAAAUCAAAGGAAUGUAAAGAAAUAUACAGGGAAAGUGAAAAUAAACGCGUAUGUGAAGUUGUAGAGGAAGUAUCAAACUACAAAAAUGAAUCUUCAAUAGAAGAAGAAAAAUUAAAUAAAGAUGAUACUAUAAAUGAAAAUGAAGAAGAAGAAUUGAAUGAAAGUAAAUCUGGAAGUAAAAUUAGAAAAGAAAAAUUGAUUAAAAGUGGAUUAAAAAAAAAUGUGGUUCAUGUUGUAGGGUAUACCAGGAAAAACACAUUAAAUGAUGGAGAAACAAAUGAAAUAAAUGUAAAAACUGAAAAAUCUGCAUACGAAAAGGAAUUGAAAAAUUUAGAAAAUAAAAUGUCAAUCAAGAAUGAAGUGUGCAAUUGGAAUACAUGGGCGAAUAUACAUAUUGUAGCAUUACUAGAGUAUAAAAAAGAAGAAUGGGAAUUGUACAGAAAUGAAUUUUUAAAAAUUUGCAUAGAAGAGUUUGAAAGACGAAAAAAAUACUUAUCUAAAAGAAGGGGACAUAAUUUAGUAAAUAUAAGAGAAGGAAAUGUUGUAGUUAUGACGCAAAAAAAUAGCAGUAUUUUUGAGAAAUGGAAAAAAGAAGAAUGGUUCAUUAAUUUGAAAAAAGAGUGGAAGAAAGAAGAAGAAAAACAUUUAGAAUAUUUAGAUGAACAAGAUAUCGAGAACGUAACAGUGGGAGGAAUAUGUAAUCUAAUGCUAGACAAAAAAAAAAAAGCAUGGAGGAAGUGGAUUGAAAAGCAAAGAGAAUAUUCAAAUGAAUAUAAAAAGCAGGAUUGGCUUAAAAAGUUAUUAGAAGAAUAUGAAAAAGAAGUUAUUCAUAAAAAUAUAAAGGAAGGAAAAAUUGAAAAUAUAAGUGUAAAAAAACAAGAGAAAGAAAAAGAUAAUGAAAUAGAUAAAUAUGAAAUGAAGAAAAAAUUGACACAAAAAAUGUUAGUAGAUAUACACAUGAUGGUAUUAGAGGAAUGUGAAAAAGAAGAAUUAGAAAAUGAAAAAGAUGAAUUACUUAAAACAAACACGGAAGGGUUAGAAAUGCUAGAAAAUUUAUGUGAAGAUAUAAAUAUUUUAGAAAAAAUAGGGGAAGAAAGAAGUUGGGAUUCUAUUUUAAAGAAAAAAAAAGAGGAUAUAGAAAAAUGGAAAAGAGAAAAAUGGUUUAUAGAGUUAAUGUUAGAAUGGAAAGAUAACGAAGAGAAAUAUAUAGAAGAAUUAAAUAAAAAAACGUUGGAAACAAAAAAUGAAGAAAGAAUAACAAAUAUUGCUUUAGAAAGGCAGAAAAUUGUAUGGAAAAAACAUUGGGAAGAUAUUUAUAAAAAGUGGAUAGAAAAUGAUAACAAAGAAGAAUGGUUUACAAAAUUGGUUGAUGAAAUUGAAAUUAAAGAGAAUGAAUAUAAAAGUGAAAUUACUAAAAAGAAUAUAGAAAAGAAAAAGGAAAAUGAAGAAGAUGGAGAAAAUAUUAAUUCAAAAAUAGAAAUUAAUAAUAAAAGAAAAGAAAAGAUAAAAAAAUAUGAAAAGACUCAUCUAGAUGAUACAGAUAAAAAGAUUAAUUCUAUAAUAAAGGAAAAAAAAUUAAAAUGGAAGACUAUAAUAGAAAUACACAUGAUUGUAUUAGAGGAAUGUAAAAAAGAAGAGUGGUUAGUAAAUAGAGGAAAAUUUUUAGAAACCUGUUUAGAAGAAUUUAAAAAUGAAGAUAAAGAAAAGUAUCCAAAAAUAAUGGAAAAUUAUUUAGCAAUGAUGAGUAAAGGAGAAGAAGACAUUAGUGCAUUAAUGAUAGAGAGACAAAAACUUCUAUGGAAAAAAUGGGUAGAAAGAAACAAAAGAAUGUCAGAGAAAUGGAAAAAAGAAGAAUGGUUUAUUAAUUUGAAAGAAGAAUGGGGAAAAGAACAAGAAAAAUAUGAUGAAUUAACAAAUGAAUCAGAAAUAGUAGAAAUAGAAGCAGGAAAAAAUCCUAUGCUAGAGAAACAAAAAAGAAUAUGGAAACAAUGGAUAAAAAAACAAAGAAUGUGGUUCAUAGAAAACAGUAAAGAGGAAUGGUUUAAUUAUUUGUUAGACGAAUAUGAAAAAGAAGAAGAAUUUAAGAAAGGAAUAACUAAAAGAGAUAUGAGAAAAGUAAAGGAUAUGAACGAAAAUAUAGAGAAAAUGGAGCAAAAAGAAAAUGAAGAAAUAGAGAAAUGUAGAAAGAAGGAAAAGUUGAUACAAAAGGUGUUUAUAGAUAUUCAUAUGACUGUAUUAGAAGAAUGUAAGAAAGAAGAAUUUGAAAAAGAAAAAGAAGAUUUUUUUAAAACAAUUAUGGAAGAGUUGAGAAUACAAGGAAAUUCAAAUGAGGUUGUUUACAUAUCGGAAAUAAAAAAAAAGAGUAGGAAUAUUAUAUUAGAAAAAGAAAAAGAGGAAAUAGAAGAUUGGAAAAAAAAAAAAUGGUUUAUAGAGUUAAUGUUAGAAAUGAAAAACAAAGAAAAGAGAUACAUAAAAGAAAUAUAUGAAGAAGUGAUAACAAAAAAGAAUCAGGAUAGAAUUAAAAAUCCCAUGUUAGAAAAGCAAAAAACUAUAUGGAAAAAACAUUGGGAAGAUAUCCAUAAAAGGUGGUUAGAAAAAAAUAAUGAAGGAUGUUUUACAACACUAAUUUUUUAA